This is a messenger RNA of Danio aesculapii, 4561 nucleotides long. RefSeq names its product inositol polyphosphate-5-phosphatase E (gene inpp5e). Gene Ontology annotation, molecular function: inositol-polyphosphate 5-phosphatase activity. The record is from RefSeq and is a predicted model, not a curated record. Lineage: Eukaryota; Metazoa; Chordata; Actinopteri; Cypriniformes; Danionidae. The coding region runs from base 118 to 2025 and encodes 635 amino acids. Gene Ontology annotation, biological process: phosphatidylinositol dephosphorylation. The transcript is spliced from 11 exons.
CGGCGCCUCUUCUUGAGGACUUGUUGUUUGCCUGCCUGGCGUUGCUAAGGAAGUCAAGAUGUAAUCAGCGGAGUACCAUGGGGCUUGUUUACAUCUAAAAUCAAGUCCGCCAAUAGGAUGAGCGAGCAUGGAGACAGCAUCGUCCCAUUUAACCCCACGGAUCUCAGGUCAGGAGAACCAGCCACCAAAACAGACAUUACUGUCCUGAGUGUAGACCUGAGGACAGAGGAGAGCCUUAAUGAGGAGCUCAGAGACAUUAAGAAGCCAUACGAUGGUCCCAAACUACUUCAGGAUGAGCAUAGUCUCUAUCAGCCUCGACCUCCCUCUCUUCCAAAGCCCAUGGGAUUGGGAAUGGGGGGUAAAAACCUCUCAUUUGAUGAAAAGGUGAGGGGAAGGAGAUUGAGGAACAGCCAGGAGAGCCUCACGGAUCCGGGAGAGACGGGUUCUUCUACUGAUUCCCUCAAAGAUGUUGCCUCAGCAAACGGUCAAAGCCUUGCAUCUCGACGUCCUCACGAUCUCCAGCACAUGGAGAUGCCACCGUUCAGGAUUAGGACCGGGAGCUUGUCCGAGACGGAUGUGUCUCCUCGUGAGCUUUGUGAUCCGAAUAAAGAGCGCAUGAAACCGUGCAGAAUCAUUCUGUCUCCGUUGCAGCCCACAGGCACGUAUCCUCUUCUGGAGAACAGCACCGCCUCUGCGUCUUUAAGGACAACUAAUAGGAUUGACAGGGAUUGUUUGGAUUACGGUGUGGUGGGGAGAAGGGGGCGGUCGGAGAGGCUUCACAGGAAUCUCAGCGAUAGCCGGCUGUUGGACACCAUGGUGUCAGACAAUACAUCUGUCCAUUCCAUGAAGUCCACAUAUAGCGUUCUGAACCCCAUCAGACCCCGGGAUGUGAGGAACAGGAGCUUUCUUGAGGGCAGUGUUUUGGGCAACGGUGCCUUGCUGGGGGCAGAAGAGCUUGACCGUUACUUCCCAGAGAGACGUCUCGGCAUCUACAUCGCCACAUGGAACAUGCAGGGAGAGAAGGGCCUUCCUUACAACUUAGAUGAUCUGUUGCUGCCAACUGACACUGACUUUGCACAGGACGUCUACGUUAUAGGGGUUCAGGAGGGCUGUCCUGAUAGGAGGGAGUGGGAGAUCCGUCUGCAGGAAACUCUUGGGCCGUAUUACGUGAUGCUGUAUGCGGCAGCCCAUGGAGUGCUCUAUCUCACUAUAUUUGUCAGAAGAGACCUCAUAUGGUUUUGUUCAGAGGUGGAACAUGCUACAGUCACAACCAGAAUUAUAUCUCAGAUUAAGACUAAAGGAGCAGUGGGCAUUGGUUUCACCUUCUUCGGGACGUCUUUCCUUUUUGUGACAUCCCAUUUCACCUCUGGAGAUUCCAAAGUAUAUGAGCGGAUCUUAGACUAUAACAAGAUCAUCGAAGCUUUGGCUCUUCCUAGAAACCUUCCUGAUACCAAUCCUUACCGCUCCACGUCCUCGGACGUCACAACCCGUUUUGAUGAAGUCUUCUGGUUUGGAGAUUUUAACUUCCGCCUGAAUAAAGCCAGAGGAGAUGUGGAGGCCAUUUUAAAUCAGGGGGUUGGCGUUGAUAUGAGCCCGUUAUUACAACAUGAUCAGCUGACGAAAGAGAUGAAGGAAGGAUCCAUUUUUAAAGGCUUUCAGGAAGCAUCUAUUCACUUUCCUCCGACUUACAAGUUUGACAUUGGCUGUGAUGUAUAUGACACUACGACAAAACAGAGAACACCUUCAUAUACCGACCGUAUUCUUUAUCGAAACAGACAAGCAGAUGACAUAAGGGUGGUCAAGUACACGUCUUGCUCAUCCAUUAAAACGUCAGAUCACCGGCCAGUCAUCGGCAUGUUUCAGGUCAAACUUCGGCCGGGUAGAGACAACAUUCCUCUGGGCGCUGGCCUGUUCGACAGGAGUCUGUACCUCGAAGGAAUCCGAAGGAGAAUCACCAGAGAGCUGAAAAAGAGAGAGGCAGUCAUGAAAAACCAGAACAACAGCACGGUCUGCACCAUAUCCUGAUCCGGGACCAGUGUGCGGCAGCCGUAGGGUGCUAAAACUGAUCAUUUUCAAACACGCCGAGUGACUCGGAAAGCUGGACUUUUAGGACCAAAGGAUAACUCGGUUCGCUGACACUAAAGUGCACAGCCAGUGGACCAAAACACUACAGCUGGUGUUGGAUUAAAUAUAUAAAAACAUGACUUUAUUCAUACGAGUUAAUCUUUAAAUUAUACUGACCAGAGUAAAGGAAGUUAACAGUACUGUACGCUCACUAUUUCUAAUUUGUUUCUUUGUAUUAUUUCAAAUUCUGGUUUUUAACUUGCGAGCCGAAACAGUCUGUGCUGUGUAUGGUUAUAAUUUAUGGUGUCUCAUGGCCUUAAAGGGACUGUACACUUAAAUAUGAAAAUUCUGUCAUUAUUUACUCAUAUUCUCAUUACCGUUUCUCUCUUCUUGUUUUGUGUUGAACAGAAGAAAGAAAUUCAUAAAAACAACUUGAGUUUGAGUAAAACAGUGAGGGGAAUUUUCAUUUUUGGACACACCGUCCCUUUAAAUGAUUACACUACCUGACAGAAGUCUUGUCGUCGAUCCCAGUUGUAAGAGCAACAAAUAAUAACUUGACUUCUAGUUGAUCAUUUGGAAAAGUGGCAGAAGGUAGAUUUUUCAGAUGAAUCAUUUGUUGAACUGCAUCUCAAUCACCACAAAUACUGCAGAAGACCUACUGGAACCUUCAUGAAUCCAACAGUCAUCAGUAAAGUUUGGUGAAGGAAAAAUCAUGGUUUGGGGUAACAUUCAGUAUGUGGUGUGCGAGAGAUCUGCAGAGUGGAUGGCAACAUCAACAGCCUGAGGUAUCAAGACAUUUGUGCAGCCCAUUACAUUACAAACCACAGGAGAGGGCAAAUUCUUCAGCAGGAUAGAUCUGCUCCUCAUACUUCAGCCUCCAGAUCAAAGUUCCUGAAAGCAAAGAAGGUCAAGGUGCUCCAGGAUUGGCCAGCCCAGUCACCAGAUAUAAACAUUAUUGAGCAUUGAAGAUGAAUCCAAAGAAUCUUGAUGAACUCUGGGAGUCCUGCAAGAAUGCUUUCUUUGCCAUUCCAGAUGACUUUAUUAAUAAGUGAUUUGAGCUCGGUCAAAACAGUCAAAAGGAGCCAAAACAGUGUAUUCUGUGUAUGGUUUCAAUUUAUAGCGUCUCAUGGCCUUGUUAAAGGGACAGUACACCCAAAUAUGAAAAUCAUAUACUCAUCCUCUUAUUACUCAGUUUCUCUCUUCUUGUUUUGUGUUGAACAGAAGAAAGAAAUUCAUAAAAACAACUUGAGUUUGAGUGAAACUGAGGAAAUUUUCAUUUUUGGAUGCACCGUCCCUUUAAAUGAUUACACUACCUGACAGAAGUCUUGUCGUCGAUCCCAGCAGCCUGAGGUAUCAAGACAUUUGUGCUGCUCAUUACAUUACAAACCACAGGAGAGAUCAAAUUCUUCAGCAAGAUAGCGCUCCUUCUCAUACUUCAGCCUCCACAUCAAAGUUCCUGAAAGCAAAGAAGCUCAAGGUGUUCCAGGAUUGGCCAGCCCAGUCACCAGACAUGAACAUUAUUGAGCUAAGAUGGAUGAGGCAUUGAAGAUGAACCCAAUGAAUCUUGAUGAACUCUGGGAGUCGUGCAUAAAGGCUUUCUUUGCCAUUCCAGAUGACUUUAUUAAUAAGUGAUUUGAGUCAUUGCAGAGAUGUAUGGAUGCAGUCCUCCAAGCUCAUGGGAGUCUCAAUAUUCAUUCUUUUUCCACUGCAGCAUGACUUUAUAUUCUAUUCUGGACAUUAUUUCUGUUAAGUGAAGAGACUUUUGUCUAAGCAAAGUCAGACCUUACUGUCUUAAUUAAAUAAUUCAAAGUCAAGGCAUGAUCAUUUGGUCAUUUUAUUUUGGUAAAUAAGCGUAAUCUAUAGGCCUUUGCCUUUCAUAUAAGCCACUGCUGAUACCAAGUGAUCAACUAGAAGUCAAGUUAUUAUUUGUUGUUCCUAAAACUUAGAUAGACAGCAAGACUUUUGUCAGGUAGUGUAUCUCGACUUGUAAUCUUUUACUGUAAACACUUAAUAAUAUCGGGUAGAUCGUCCUGCUCGCUUUAUUGGCUCCUGGGACUCACUUUUAAACUCGUAUCUAACAGUGUACAUACGUCUUUCUAAAGGGAAUUGUACUGUAGCAUCAUUACCAGCAACAUGAGAGAGAUUUUAGUGUUAUUUAUUGAUCGGCAAUGAAUGUGGCAUCAUGCAGAGAAGGUGACCUCGUCAGCAAAACAAAAAGCGAGGUGGCACAGACUAUACUUGAGUUUACUGCCUUAACUUCAACAUUAUUCAGCUUCUAGGAGCAGGAAUGGCCAUAGAGUUGGUGUGGUUUUUCGCAUGGAUCUCAGUGACUGUGGUGUAACAGUAAGUCACACAUUCUCAUCAUGAACUUCAGUUCUGUUUGUACUGAAAGUGCCUGCGAUCUUGCUCAUGAUUGCCUCAGUGACUUUAAAUAUAUCCUGUUGUUUAAAACCAAAUAAUAGCCUGUUACCAAUACUUGUUUACAAUGUAAAGUAAU